Messenger RNA from Pediculus humanus corporis (human body louse), 1476 nucleotides. Its product is annotated as histidyl-tRNA synthetase, putative. The record is from RefSeq and is a predicted model, not a curated record. The coding region runs from base 1 to 1476 and encodes 491 amino acids. Gene Ontology annotation, cellular component: cytoplasm; mitochondrion. Gene Ontology annotation, biological process: histidyl-tRNA aminoacylation; mitochondrial translation. The transcript has 8 exons. Lineage: Eukaryota; Metazoa; Arthropoda; Insecta; Psocodea; Pediculidae. Gene Ontology annotation, molecular function: ATP binding; histidine-tRNA ligase activity.
AUGCUCCUGAGAUUUAAAUUCUUCUUUAAUCAAAAUCCUGUAGGUGCUUGGUCUAGGGCUUUUUGUCAACCUGCUAAAUUUAUCGAUGCAGAAGUUUCGAAAUUAUUGGAAUUAAAAGCUCAAUUGGGUGAUCCAGCACCGAAAAAAUUCAUACUUAAAACUGCUAAAGGAACCAAAGAUUAUGGACCACAGCAAAUGGCACUUAGAUUAAAUAUAUUAGACAAAGUAAUCUCCAUUUUCAAACUUCACGGUGCUGAAACGAUCGACACACCUGUAUUCGAAUUAAAGGAUGUUUUAACUGGUAAAUAUGGCGAAGAUUCAAAACUCAUUUACGAUUUGGCCGAUCAAGGCGGUGAGAAAUUAUCACUUCGAUACGAUUUGACUGUACCAUUUGCUAGAUAUUUGGCUAUGAACAAAAUAGUCAACAUCAAAAGGUAUCAAAUAGCUAAAGUUUAUAGAAGAGAUAAUCCUGCUUUAACCAGAGGAAGAUAUAGGGAAUUUGUUCAAUGUGAUUUUGAUAUAUCUGGGAUUUACGAUCCGAUGGUUCCAGAUGCUGAAUGUUUAAAAAUAAUAACUGAAAUAUUAGAUUCGAUUAAUAUUGGCAAAUAUGUGAUUAAAGUAAAUCAUCGUCAAAUAUUGGAUGGUUUGUUUGAAACAUGUGGAGUACCAAAUGAUAAAUUCAAAACAGUUUGUUCAUCAGUCGAUAAAUUAGAUAAGAUGUCUUGGGAAGAAGUUAGAAAGGAAAUAAUAGAAGAAAAAGGUGUCGAUUCAAGUGUCGCUGAUAAGAUAGGACAAUACACGUUAUUUUCAGGGGGUUCGGAAUUAGUUGAAAAACUAAUGAAAGAUGAAAAUCUUUGCAAAUCGAAAUCGAGCGUGUCAGGAUUGGAGGGGAUGAAAUUAUUUCUCAAAUAUUGUCAUCUCUACGGAAUCGGGGAUAAAGUCGUUUUCGAUUUGAGUUUGGCAAGAGGUUUGGAUUAUUACACUGGAGUCAUAUUCGAAGCCGUACUAUUGGAUCAAUCCGUUUUGGAUGAAAAUGGGGAACCUGCGGGUGUCGGAUCCGUUGCCGGAGGAGGACGUUACGAUAAAUUGGUCACAAUGUUCGAUCCGUCGAAAAAAACGGAUACGCCGUGCGUGGGAGUGAGCAUCGGAAUCGAAAGAAUAUUUGCCGUUAUGGAAGCCAAAUUGGCAGAAAAUAAAGAAACUGUACGAACGACAGAGGUAGAAGUUUUUGUCGCUUCUGCUCAUAACGGAUUACUAGAAGAAAAAAUAAAAGUUUGCAAAGAAUUAUGGGAUGGAAAAAUUAAGGCAGAACAAUUUUAUAGGCAAAAAAUAAAACUUCUCGAUCAGUUGCAGUAUUGCGAAGAAAGGAAAAUUCCAUUGGCCGUCAUUUUGGGGGGAUCGGAAAUCGAAAGGGGAGUCGUUAAAAUACGAAACGUCGUCACGAGAGAAGAAACCGAGGUGAGUACUACUACUUGA